Leptosia nina is the source of this 642-nucleotide messenger RNA. Lineage: Eukaryota; Metazoa; Arthropoda; Insecta; Lepidoptera; Pieridae. The record is from the annotation of a GenBank genome assembly.
AUGUUUGAAGGGGGCAAUGAAACGGAGUUAACAUUAUUAGGUGUCUUCACACUGGGUAAGGUGUUGAACUUCUUCCCAGUGGGCGGGGAGAGGGAGUGUCAGUCCUCGGGUCACCCAGUAGCGAAGACAGGUAUCUGCCUCAACCCUUACGACUGCAGACAAAGGGACGGUGCAGCUUCAGGGGACUGUGCCCACGGCCUCGGAGUCUGUUGUGUAUUUGAAGUAACCUGCGGCGGGACUAUCCAAAACAAUCUGACCUACUUCAUGUCCCCGGGUUUCCCUGACCUUUGGUCUGGUGACGAAGACUGUACUAUUCACAUCGAGAAAACUCAUGCGGGCAUUAUGCAGCUGAAAAUCGACUUCAUUCAUUUUACUAUUGGUCAACCAAACAGAAGAACAGGCGAAUGCGAUGAAGAUGCAAUGAUCCUUGGCGAGGGAGGAUCUAACUUCACUCUCUGUGGACAAAAUCAUAAACAACACGUAUACUACACGCUCCCUAACGCAAUAGAGAGUAGGGAAGCAGGCGAAUUACCAACCACCAGGUCCACCCCCCUCGUGUUCCGGAUGAGGGGGGGGCGAAAUGCCUCGGCUGUGGCUACUUCGAGUCGCUCAGAUGCCACUCGCAUACUCCUCACCACAUAA